AUGGCUCCGGUGCACCGCCAGUCGCGCUUGGGGCAACUCUACUCCCGGUGGGCGGCGUUCAAAGUCGAGGACCUGUUCUCGCGCAAGAAGGAGCCCGGCCCGCGCCGCACGAUCUUCAUCAACGAGGACCUCCCGGACGACUACCGCGACGCCCGCGGCAGAGUCAAGCAGGAGCAUGUUUAUGCGACGAAUCAGGUUAUCACGUCCAAGUACACUCUCAUCACGUUUUUGCCGAGGAAUUUGCUCGAGCAGUUUAGGCGCAUUGCGAAUGUGCCCAUGGUGUAUAUCGUGCUCGUAUUCGCAUUCGCAUUACCUCCCCCUCCAUCCAUCCAUCCGGCUGCCCCUUCAUCUCCCACUCCCGUCGUCAUUUCCGACGACAUCCGCUUCUCGAUGCGGUAUAAUUGGACGAGGGGGGGGUGGGAAGCCCCACGUGCAUUCAUGGUGCUUUCCGCGUAA
This is a messenger RNA of Psilocybe cubensis, 456 nucleotides long. RefSeq lists its product as uncharacterized. The record is from RefSeq and is a predicted model, not a curated record. Bases 1 to 456 code for a protein of 151 amino acids. The transcript has 2 exons. Lineage: Eukaryota; Fungi; Basidiomycota; Agaricomycetes; Agaricales; Agrocybaceae.